This is a messenger RNA of Caenorhabditis sp. 36 PRJEB53466, 1183 nucleotides long. NCBI's taxonomy places the organism in Eukaryota, Metazoa, Nematoda, Chromadorea, Rhabditida, Rhabditidae. The record is from the annotation of a GenBank genome assembly.
AUGGCUGACUUUGGCGUCUUCAUCAACGACGAGGAGGAUUCGAGAGAUUCUGGUGAGCUUUUCUGAUCUGAAAGGGACCAAACAUGCAUUUCAGGCGUCUCAACGAGCGGAUCCACUUGUGCUGCCGAAACGGACGGCGCCACGUCGGAAAAGAGGUGCUCUUCUUUGACGGCUCUUUCAAAUUCGGCCGUCAACUGUUUGGCGAACGGGCGACGGCAGAGGGGUUUUGAGGAGGAAAGAGAGGCGGAGCUUGUUGAAUUGGUGUGGAAGAAGGCGCCGGAGAGUGGUAGUCCGGCCCGGAACGAAGUGGUGAGAAAAAGAAAACAAUCUUAAGAGUAUAUUGCUCUACAUCAAUCCGAACACUUUGAAUUGCAGACCUACUCGCUGCCGUCGGUGGCCGACCCCAAAAAAGUGUCGCUGGCCUACCGGAGCAUCAGUCCGCAGACGAUCCUCUCGGAGAUGCGACGUCUCGGAGCGGCUUUCUCGGAUCGGUACGCCCUUUACGACUGCCGAUAUCCGUACGAGUACGCGGGCGGACACCUCCGCGGAGCCGUCAAUCUGUACAAGAAGUCGGACAUCCGAAUGGAGUUCUUUGAUGCACAAAAGCCAAAGAGAAUUCCGAUCUUCUACUGUGAAUUCAGUCAGAAAAGGGGACCGAGCAUGUAAGAAGGGGGCCAGAUCCAGUGGGACCAUCUCCAUCAACUUUUCAGGGCCAACGCAGUGCGCUCGAUCGACCGGGUCCGCAACGAACACAACUAUCCGCACCUCGAGCAUCCGGAGAUGUACCUGCUCGACAGAGGCUACAAGAACCUGUGGGACCAGCCGGAAUGCCGCGAGAUCUGUGCAGAACCCAUCGGUUAUCUCCCGAUGGCACACGAGGACCACACUGAAGAGUACCGUACCGCCCGUUUGGAACGACAUCGCUCCAGUGAAAUGGUCAAAUCGAAUGGCGAAGUGGAGGAGCAGGAGGAGACGGACGAGAAGUUGAUGCGGAUUCAGGCAAAGAAGACGCUGUGUAGGGUUAGUUUUGGGUCGUUUCUUACUAUUUCGUUAAACCAGAAAUCAAUACUGAAAUCCCAAAAGAUUGCAGACAAAACCCCGGUUUCCACGGUCCUCAUCAGUUUCGUUGAGCCCCAAUUCAAGAGGAAUUCUAUUGAAGGCGUUCAAAUCCGAACAAUUCUAG